AUGGACUCCGGCGCGACGGGCGACUGCCCGUCUCUCCCUUGGCGGACAGUGUCCAACAUGACUAUGUGGGGUGUGGCUGGACUCUGUCGUGCAUUUUUGUCAGGUUUGUGUAACGCCGAAGCGCAUGGUGCCGAGGCCUUCACGGAGUUGUUGGACUCGAGACGGGAUCCAUCGCAAAGAACGAGAGGAUUGAUCACAGUAUCGAAUCAUAUCAGUGUACCACUGUCAUUCUUCUUCACCAUGGGACAAGUUUUACCGACACACCGUUCCGCUCAUUCGCAAUUCGGUGGACUUGGUCAACCGGCGAUGACCCAGGCUAUUCGAUUACUGUCCAAGGGCCCUUUUCCCGUCGACCACCACCGCGCUGCUCCAGAACGCCAGCACUUCAACCUUCAGAACGUUUGUGUCGACCCCUUCUCGGACCUUUCCGUCGCAUAUACCACCAACGGUGAAGAUGCACACCUAGCGCCUUCCGCAUACGCAUGCAAUUCAUACUCCUGGGUCCAUAUUUUCCCCGAGGGCAAGAUCCAUCAAUCUCCGCGCAAGACCAUGCGUUACUUCAAGUGGGGAGUCGCACGGCUGAUUCUGGAAGCAAAGGAGUGUCCGGAUGUAGUACCGAUGUGGAUUGAGGGAAUUGACGAUGUUAUGCAUGAAAGUCGAGAAUUUCCCCGAUUUUUGCCUCGACCGGGCAAGAAGGUCGAUGUGACUUUUGGAUCAAAAGUUGAUACCGAAGUUGUGUUUGGAGAUAUGAGGUCGCGCUGGCAGAAACUGAAAUCCAAGGUGGAAGCCAUGGACGCUCAAUCUCGAGACCUGCCUGUGGGGGUACUGAGUGACGAGCUGUUGAACAACAAGGAGGCCGUGGAGUUACGCAAGGAGGUUACUCGAAAGAUCCGCAACCUGGUAUUAGAUGUACGAAGAUCCCGUGGCUUGCCAGAUGAGGACCCCAAGCAGGGUCUUGUGGAGACAUGGCUUGAGGAAGGCCCGAAGCGAGAAGGGCACAUGAAAGACGAUUCGUGGGUCAGAGAUAUCUGA
This is a messenger RNA of Penicillium odoratum, 1032 nucleotides long. Its product is annotated as tafazzin. The coding region runs from base 1 to 1032 and encodes 343 amino acids. Gene Ontology annotation, cellular component: mitochondrial membrane. The transcript is spliced from 3 exons. NCBI's taxonomy places the organism in Eukaryota, Fungi, Ascomycota, Eurotiomycetes, Eurotiales, Aspergillaceae. Gene Ontology annotation, biological process: cardiolipin acyl-chain remodeling; inner mitochondrial membrane organization. Gene Ontology annotation, molecular function: 1-acylglycerophosphocholine O-acyltransferase activity. The record is from RefSeq and is a predicted model, not a curated record.